Molecule: messenger RNA, 1198 nt
Organism: Solanum dulcamara
Lineage: Eukaryota; Viridiplantae; Streptophyta; Magnoliopsida; Solanales; Solanaceae
Product: ethylene-responsive transcription factor ERF105-like
Exons: 1
Coding region: 89-1057 (322 amino acids)
Biological process (GO): regulation of DNA-templated transcription; ethylene-activated signaling pathway
Molecular function (GO): DNA-binding transcription factor activity; DNA binding
Source: RefSeq, a predicted model, not a curated record
UUCAAACACUUACAAAAUUUCCAAUUCUAAAAUUCAUUCUUCUAGUUCAGUAUUCUCUGUAUUUUUUUCCUUUUUUUUGAUACUCUCAAUGGAAUAUGCUGAUGAAUUUUUUGCUUUGGAGAAAAUCAGAAGUCAUCUUCUCGGGGAAUUUUCACCAAAAACUUUGAAAUUUGGAGCGGAAUUGAUGAGUAAUAAGUGUAGUGAUACUGUGAUGGAGAGUUCUAAUUCUGAAUCUGCUAGUUCAGAUUCUCUUCCGUUCGAUUUUUUCUCCGAUUUUGAAGCUGAUUUCUUUCCAUUUGGAACUGGAGUUUCUAAUUUGAGUUCCGAACCAGCUAAUUCGGUGAAUAAUCGAAAGGAUUUUGUUAAACUUGAAUCGGAGCAGUCGAUUUCAAGCUCUGAUUACGAGAAAAGUCAGAGCAAAUGCUUUCAGUUUGAAUCGGAACCUCAAGUAUUCAUCGAUCUUACUUCGCCGAAAUCGAGUAGCGGUAGUGAUCGGAAACCUUCACUGAGAAUUGAUUUACCUCCGGUGAAGAAAUAUGAGUGGAUCGAUUUCGGUAAUUCCGCACACUCGAAUCCGACUGUUUCCAUUUCCGUUCAACAGACGAGGAAAGCGGAGGAAAAGAGGCAUUACAGAGGAGUGCGACAGCGGCCGUGGGGAAAGUACGCGGCGGAGAUCCGAGAUCCGAGACACCGUGGUUCUAGAGUUUGGCUUGGAACAUUUGACACCGCAAUUGAAGCGGCGAAGGCUUACGAUAAAGCGGCAUUUACGAUGCGAGGAAGUAAAGCGAUACUGAAUUUUCCUUUGGAUGUCGGGAAGAACCUGGCAAAUUCGAGAUCCGCCGUGGACGGCGGAGUGAAGCGGCGGAGAGAAUCGGCGGAAACUGGAGAAGAGAGGGUACUGAAGAAAGUGGAGAGGUGUAAGGAAGAGGAAUCAUGGCAAUUAACGCCGUCAAGUUGGAAUUUCGUUUGGGAACAGAAUUGUAACGGAAUGUUUAACCUCCCGCCAUUAUCACCGUUAUCUCCUCAUCUGGGCUGUUCGCAGCUUAUUCAAAUCUGAAGUAACUAUAAGAGCAAUACUUCUAAUUUUUAAUGUAAAAACAAACUAUAUGAUCAUUAUGAACCUAGUUUAUGUUUGUUUGUAUAUGAAACAGAUAAUUUGAUCUUUUAUACACAAAGUACCUACUUGUUUCAUACUUCA